Molecule: messenger RNA, 240 nt
Organism: Zymoseptoria tritici IPO323
Lineage: Eukaryota; Fungi; Ascomycota; Dothideomycetes; Mycosphaerellales; Mycosphaerellaceae
Exons: 1
Coding region: 66-236 (56 amino acids)
Source: RefSeq, a predicted model, not a curated record
AAGGCAACCAGAAGAAGCACAUCGCCUUCGAAACACCCCCGAGUCCUCUUCCGCGAAACCACACCAUGCCACCCCACCGCUCCCCCUCCCCCACCUUCUCCAUCUCCACCACAGCCUCCGACCGCGCCCUCGCAAACGACCUCUUCAACCCCUUUGGAAUCUUCCGCAAACCAACCUUUGUCCACCAGUACGCCUCUCCCUCUCCCAUCCCACCCAUCUCCCACCCAACCACCUAACCCC